AUGUCGGGCUACAUGAACAACAUGAUGAUCUCGGUCGGCCUCAUGGUCGUCGUGCAGUCCGUCGUCAACUCGUACUUUGGCUUCGAGACGCCGGCUACCUGCGCGCCGGGCGUCAACGACAACUCGUGGAUUCCCGAGUACCAGUCGACGACG
Saprolegnia parasitica CBS 223.65 is the source of this 153-nucleotide messenger RNA. RefSeq lists its product as hypothetical. The annotation marks the transcript as partial. The transcript has a single exon. The record is from RefSeq and is a predicted model, not a curated record. Lineage: Eukaryota; Oomycota; Saprolegniomycetes; Saprolegniales; Saprolegniaceae.